AUGUCAAACAGUACUGUUCUAGCUACCCCGCUGCAGGGCUGGACAAAUUCUCCUGAUUACAGGGGUACAAUGAAUAUAGUAUUAUCAUGUACUUUUACCAUUUUCAUUUGCGUUUGGUCAGUCUUGUGUGUCAAUAUUGGUCCCCAUGGAGAAAGUACAUGGGCUAAAAUCUACCGGAAGCUCAAGUUGGCAGGACUGUGUAUUCUCGGACCCGAUUUCUUACUGCUACUUACGAUCGGUCAAUGGGAAUCAGCACGCAGUUCCUGUCGUAAAUUCAAGGAACGAGGUAUUGACAAUUGGUCAAUGAGACAUUCAUUCUAUGCUGAUAUGGGAGGCUUCGCGAUACAAACAGGGGAAGGAGUCACUUGGCCGUUGGAUGCGAAUGAAAUCCUCUAUUUAAUCGAAAAAGAAUGGAUCAAGGGGCCUGUUAUUUCAACCCAGUUUGUGCUCGAUAAAAACGAAAUUGACGACAGAAAUAAACAGGGGAUAUUGUUGCGGGUCUCUACCAUAGUACAGGUACUGUGGUUCCUAAUGAAUUGUAUCGCUCGAAAAUUACAGCAUCUUACUAUUACAACGUUAGAGCUUACAACAAUUGGGUUCAUAAUCACGACUAUUGGCGUUUUCAUAUUCUGGUUCGACAAGCCUGCCGAUGUCGAAACACGGAGAAUCAUCAAUGUCAGUUUCACAAUAUCAGAAAUACAUGCGAGAGCAGGCCAAGAACAUGUAAAUUGGUACGAUACACCGCUUGAUUUCUUGAAGGCCGAGCGAUCAUAUUAUGAGGUCGCUUGGCGAUAUUGUCUGAACAUACUGUCUGCAAUAUUCAUGAUGAACAAAGAUCAAGCACGACCUAUCAAGUGGCGGCGUGAUGAUAUUUUUCCAGUUACAUCUAUUACAGGUAUAGCAAUACUUGCUUUCUUUGGGAUUCUGUCAUGGGGAACCAAUUUCAUCGCUUGGAAUUCAAUCUUCCCCACUAUACUCGAAAAGCAAGCAUGGAGGGUAUGCUCGUCAAUACUGUCAGCUGUUGUAAUAUUUGGUGAAACAUAUCACCGGUUAUUACUCACAUGCUUCCCAGAUAUGAAAAAGGGAGCAUGCGAUCGAUUUGAUAGCAGCAAAUCAAGCAUUAUACUUUACGAUCCAAAGCUAUCUGCGAAAAAGCCAUUUUUUGAGAGACUUAAAAGACGAAAAGACCGACUUGUUCUCAAACUCUCAAAUAUUUCCCCGAAUCAAGACCCAUCAUUAACAAUGCAGUUAAGGGUGCUCUUACCAGCUCUAUUUUGUGGUGCUGCAUACAUUAUCGCACGGGGAUUUAUCCUGGUGGAAGAUGUAAUUGCUUUCCGUGGUCAAGAUCCCGAUAUCUAUAAGACUUUAAAUUGGGUGGAAUUCUUUCCACAUGUCUAA
Botrytis byssoidea is the source of this 1398-nucleotide messenger RNA. RefSeq lists its product as uncharacterized. Lineage: Eukaryota; Fungi; Ascomycota; Leotiomycetes; Helotiales; Sclerotiniaceae. The transcript has a single exon. The record is from RefSeq and is a predicted model, not a curated record. The coding region runs from base 1 to 1398 and encodes 465 amino acids.